Molecule: messenger RNA, 2123 nt
Organism: Pogonomyrmex barbatus (red harvester ant)
Lineage: Eukaryota; Metazoa; Arthropoda; Insecta; Hymenoptera; Formicidae
Gene: Kal1
Product: anosmin-1 Kallmann syndrome 1
Biological process (GO): neuron differentiation
Cellular component (GO): extracellular region; cell surface
Molecular function (GO): peptidase inhibitor activity; protein binding
Source: RefSeq, a predicted model, not a curated record
ACCUUCCUGAAGUUAAUGAUUCGGUCAUUGCGAUGGGUGGCAGUGGCGGUGGAGAGUGGUGGAAACGAAGUAGUGUGGGCCCGGCGUGUAGAGUAGGAGAAGAGUGCGCCAGGAGGGCGAGAGCAGGAGAGAAGGAGGAUCGGACUGUAAAGGAAAGUAAGCCCGAUCCCAGUUCGAACGCUUCGGUUCGAUCUUACGGGUUUAGUCUUGAACGGCAGAUUGUUACUGAUUGUGGCUGAUCAGGAGGAUUCGAAAUAGAUAUCCGAGGGCUAAAUAUCAUCGUAUACAUACACACCGUAUCUGUUAUCAGGGGGUGAACAAACGUCUUUACGUCUUCUUUGAAAAGUAGACAUCGCACCGUACGGGGACCAAACUCUUAUCGUUUUCCCGGUCUUCCGAGGAGUGAUUCUUGACGUUUGUCCGAAGAAAGAAAUCCGCGAGAUAAGAUUCUCGGACCAAGUAGAUUAUCCUCCUGGAAGGCCACCGGCGAUUCGAUGCCGCACGCCGGCAGUCCGUCAGAUAUAGCUGCGAAGAGAAGGCGGAGGCAACAACUACCAGCCACCCUUAAAAAAUGGUGGCCGUGGUGGUUGCUCCUACCAGGAUGUUUGGCAUCGUGGACGCGAUAUGUCGAGGAAUACGACUCUAUUAGAGUGGCCAGAUGCGACGCUCGAUGCGGGGAGAAUCACCCUGACGAGUGUGUAGAAAAUUGUCUGGCAUCGAAUUACACAAAACCUGGUUAUUGUCCCGAGAGAAUGUCCAUGACGCCUUUCGAAGCUGCUUGCUUGGUUGCCUGCGUCGACGACUCGCGCUGUCCGGAUUUGGCAAAGUGUUGCUCCCACGAUUGCGGCAUCACGUGCAUGCAUCCCAUCGGUUUGGAUAGUCAAAACGAUCUGCCGGCUGUGCCCGAGAAUCUGCAGAUACAACAGCAAAAGAGGAACUUGGUACUUCUAACGUGGCGCAACGGCAGGCCAGGCAUCGGUAAUAUGUCCGCUAUCGACAACGAUGGGGAUGUCCGGUAUUUGGUGGAGGAACGUCAUUUGGUCGGUCCCAGAUAUUUGGAAUCCAGGCUGAGUUCCUGGGCUGUAUGUCACGUGUCGACGAAACCGCACGCGACCCUCCGAGGUAAACUGAAAACAGGACAUUGGUAUCAGUUUCGUGUGGCGGCUGUCAAUGAAAAUGGAUCGCGCGGAUAUUCACAACCCUCGAGACCUUUUAAAACGAAAGAACCACGGAAUCCGAAGGAACCACAGAACUUGACUUUGUCUAACGCACGGCUCAUCGGUGAAAAGCUGCGUAUUAAUUUACGAUGGGUUAAACCGGCGUCAGAUGUGCCGAUAUCGUUUUACAAAGUAUUCUGGAGCAGAUUUAUUCAUGGACCAACAAACGAUUCCAUUCUCGUCUAUCAUAAAACAAUUCUUAAAGACAAGACUUGCUAUGAGCUAAAGAAUCUGGAAUUUAAGUGCCAGUACUUCCUUCAGGUGCAAGCGGUGGCGAUGUACGGCGGUCGACGUCUUACUUCGCGCAAGGCGUCGAAGGUCUUCAACAGCACCGAUUAUAUGGCGUACGCCGACGUCGGGAGACGUUCCCGCAGGUGCGAGCGAACGCAGGCUGGUCUUCAUGUGCGUCACAUGAAUUGCCACUGUGGAGAAGUCAGAGCGCGUUUAGUUUGGUCGGCGAGCAGCGAUGCUAGCAUGUAUAAUGUCACCUGGCAAGAGGAAUCCUGUUCGCGUGAAAGAAAUCCAGAACGACAGAAAUUUGCUGCUUGGAAAGUAGUACAGACAUCGCAUUAUGAUCUACGACAACUUCGAAAUGACUGUAUGUACAGCGCGAAUAUACGAAAUAUAUUGAAGAAUGGCGAAAGUGUUGGUUAUGGGACCAGUAUAGAAUUCUUCGCAACCGGAUGUCAAAACGAUCAAAAACAACGGAAGUAUUCGCGAGGAAAAGCAAUGCGAUGCAAAACAAAGUCAUCUAGAUCCAUAAAGCAAUUUUCCGGUUUAUUUGUGAUAAAUAAAUAAGUAAAUAAAUUUUGCCAAUGUAUAAAUCAAGGAAAUGAUAUUAUGUAAGCUGUAAUUAUAACAUGUAACUUACGAAGAUAAUAAUAAUAAUUUUUUUAUGGCUUAUAA